This is a messenger RNA of Camelina sativa (false flax), 2534 nucleotides long. RefSeq lists its product as uncharacterized. Gene Ontology annotation, biological process: RNA export from nucleus; protein import into nucleus. The record is from RefSeq and is a predicted model, not a curated record. Gene Ontology annotation, cellular component: nuclear pore central transport channel; nuclear pore. Lineage: Eukaryota; Viridiplantae; Streptophyta; Magnoliopsida; Brassicales; Brassicaceae. Gene Ontology annotation, molecular function: structural constituent of nuclear pore; phospholipid binding.
AACAAAGAGGGUUUCUGCAAAACCCCUUAUUUUUGUUUAUUCAAACGCCGGCGAAGAAGAGAGCGAACCACUGAGAAAAGAGAAGAAGAGGAUCAGUAACCGCCAUGUCGGGGUUUUCGUUUGGUCAAUCCAAUUCCGUUGGAGGUUUCUCAUUCGGAUCUUCUUCCGUAACUAAUUCAUCUUCUGCUGCAUCUACCACUUCUCCGUUAUCUUUCUCAUUUAACCAAUCUUCAAACCCUAGCUCCGCCGGAUUUGGUUUCGGAUCCACCGCAGCAUCAUCAACCCCUGCUUCCUCCACAACCCCAUCUUUUGGAUUCGGAGCUUCCUCAACUCCUUCGUUCGGAUUCGGUUCCUCUGCUUCAUCGACUCCUUCUUUCGGAUUCGGAUCCUCUGCUUCCUCGACUCCUUCAUUUGGAUUUGGAGCCAAUGCUUCUUCAUCUGGUUCUGCGCCGUCUCUGUUUGGUUCAUCUGCUGCUGCUCCUGCUUCUGCUGCUGCUCCUGCUUCUUCUCCUUUCGGAUUCGUGACUUCCUCGGCUUCUCAGCCUGGUUCUUCUCCGUUCGGAGCUCCGUCCUCCUCCUCCUCCGCAGCUCCGUCUUCAUCUCUUUUCGGAGCUUCUCCGGCUUCAGCGAGUAGUGGUUCAUCAUCUCUCUUUGGAUCUUCCUCAUCUUUAUUCUCCGCUUCUUCAUCUGCUUCCGCCUCGAGUUCACCUCUCUUUGGAGGAUCCUCAUCCGCCUCUGCUUCAACAUCUCCUCUUUUCGGCGCGCCUUCUUCAGCCACCGCUUCGUCACUUCCCUUCGGCGUUGCCUCAUCAACCUCUGCCUCCUCAUCAUCCAUCUUUGGAGCCACCGGCUCGACACCUUCAUUUAGUGUUGCCUCAUCAGCCUCUGGCUCCUCACCUUCAAUCUUUGGAGCCACCGGCUCGACACCUUCCUUCACUGUUGCCUCAUCAGCCUCUGGCUCCUCACCUUCAAUCUUUGGAGCAGCCGGUUCGUCACCGUCUAUCUUUGGUUCAUCUUCGGCAGCGGGUUCAACUCCGUCUCUCUUUGGAUCGUCCUCGUCAGGCGCAACAGCUUCUUCACCGUCCCCGUUUGGAUUAUCUACCAUUAAUCCCUCGCCUGCCUCAGCUUCUCCUUUCUCCGCGUCUACCGGAUUCUCUUUCUUGAAAAGCACAGCAAGUUCGACAACUACCACCACUGCUUCUGCUCCUCCACAAACGGCUUCAUCAGCUUCCUCCUCUUCUUCUUCCUCCUUCUCAUUUGGUCCACCCGCAAGUUCAAGCUUUAACCUUUCAACCGGAAGCUCAGCAGCACCUGCCUCUAGCACACCCGGAGCAGUGUUUUCUAUUGCAACCACCACCACUACUACUACUUCUUCUUCUUCGACUCCCGCUGCUACUAGUGCACCAGCUUCUUCAGCUGCAGCUUCUACAAUGGGUUUCCCUUCUUUUAGUGUGAGUUCAUCUGCCACCAACACCACUCCGGCUAGCUCUGCUGCUACAUUCGGUACUGCAGGAUUUAGUUUGGCUAGCUCGACUCCUGCCGCUGGAUCUAGUAGCUCCUUUACUGCGUUUGCUGUACCCCAGACUUCAACACCUGCAUCAUCUUCACAACCACAAACCACUACUCCUACAUUCUCAUUCAGUGUUCCAUCUUCGACUUCUACUACUGCUCCUGCUACCAGUUCUGCUGCUACAACACAGACAUCUCUUGUUGUGGCUUCGAGUAGUGGGACGAGCACAGCUGUUGCUCCAGUGGCUGGUUCUCCAAAGCUGCCAUCUGAAAUAACUGGCAAAACUGUUGAGGAGAUUAUCAAGGAGUGGAAUACUGAGCUACAAGAACGCACAGGGAGAUUCCGGAAACAGGCAAAUGCAAUAGCAGAGUGGGAUAAGCGGAUCUUGCAAAACCGUGAUGUUCUUUUAAGACUUGAGAUUGAAGUUGCAAAAGUGGUUGAAACCCAAUCUAGCUUGGAACGUCAGCUGGAAUUAAUCGAGACUCAUCAGCAAGAGGUUGACAAGGCUUUGCAAAGCAUGGAGGAAGAGGCUGAGCGUAUAUAUAAUGACGAGCGGAAAUCACUUCUUGACGAUGAAGCAGCAUCAACUAGAGAUGCAAUGUAUGAACAGUCUGAGCUUGUAGAAAGAGAAUUGGAGCAUAUGACUGAACAAAUCAGAUCGAUUAUACAAUCUGUAAAUGCAAACCAGGGAGGAGAACUUGAAGCAAUAGAUGGGAUGAGUCCACUGGAUGUAGUUGUAAGAAUCUUGAACAAUCAACUCAGUUCCUUAAUGUGGAUUGAUGAGAAAGCAGAAGAAUUCUCUUCUCGGAUUCAAAAAAUCGCAUCUCAAGGUUCUAGUGGAGAUCGUGAAUUAAUGGCACCAAAGCACUGGAUGUCUUGAUAUUUUUUUUAGUUUCGUGUUAUUUCUCUAGUCUCUAUGCAAGAAGUGUCUGAGAUUUUACAAUAACACAUGAUAAGUUUUUUACCAUAAAGAUUUGUAUCAUCAUUUGAAAAAUUUGAUUGACUGGUUGGUUUGUUGUUGUAA